Molecule: messenger RNA, 1145 nt
Organism: Phialemonium atrogriseum
Lineage: Eukaryota; Fungi; Ascomycota; Sordariomycetes; Cephalothecales; Cephalothecaceae
Product: ribosomal protein L1-like protein
Exons: 8
Coding region: 78-731 (217 amino acids)
Biological process (GO): maturation of LSU-rRNA; translation
Cellular component (GO): cytosolic large ribosomal subunit
Molecular function (GO): structural constituent of ribosome; RNA binding
Source: RefSeq, a predicted model, not a curated record
AAUUCAAACCACCAUCAUUCUCUUACGACGCCUAUUCCUCACCAUUAGAAGCCCAUUUCUAUUGGAAGACUGCCAUCAUGUCUAAGAUCACAGUCGCCGGAGUGCGUCAGAACGUCGCCGACGUUCUCGAGUACAGCCUCGAGACCAAGAAGCGCAACUUCCUCGAGACCGUCGAGCUCCAGAUCGGCCUGAAGAACUAUGACCCCCAGCGUGACAAGCGUUUCUCUGGCACCGUCAAGCUGCCCACCAUCCCUCGUCCCAACAUGGGCGUCUGCAUCCUCGGUGACCAGCACGAUAUCGACCGUGCCAAGCACGGCGGUGUUGACGCCAUGUCGGCCGACGACUUGAAGAAGCUCAACAAGAACAAGAAGCUCAUCAAGAAGCUUGCCCGCAAGUACGACGCCUUCAUUGCCUCCGAGAGUCUGAUCAAGCAGAUUCCUCGUAUCCUGGGUCCUGGAUUGUCCAAGGCCGGCAAGUUCCCCACGCCUGUCUCUCACGCCGAUGACCUCUCUGCCAAGCUCACCGAGGUCAAGUCCACCAUCAAGUUCCAGCUGAAGAAGGUUCUGUGCAUGGGUGUCGCUGUCGGCAACGUCGGCAUGACCCAGGAGGAACUGGUCGCCAACAUCAUGUUGGCCAUCAACUACCUGGUGUCGCUGCUGAAGAAGGGCUGGCAGAACGUGGGAUCUCUCACGCUCAAGGCCACCAUGUCUCCUCCUAAGCGCCUCUACUAAAGGAGCCAUCAACCUGGGAUGGACUGGGGUCGGCUCGUUAUCACGGCUUUAGGCCAGGUACCAUAGCUAUCCCGUAGCUGAUCAAUCCAACGAAGCCUCUCCAAUUGCUCGAUGCUACAUGCAACAAUGUAAUAUGAUGAUUGCUAGAAGGGACUUGAGGGAGGUACGGGGGGUUCAUCUUGCUGCGCGAGCAGUACAAUUUCCUGUACGACUACAGAUCUGUAGCAGGACUGAGCUCACAUGCCUUGAAGGCAUACCGCGUAGGAAGAACUCAGGUGCAUUGGCUCCACUGCGGCCUCCCAAUGGGGCCUCGAUUCAUUGCGAGCAAAGACUUGGAAGCAGAAACUUCUCGAUGCAAUUGCAAUACCGUAAAAGUCGUCCCGUUGGCAAUGUACAGGAAAGAUCUCAGGGGCU